AUGGGCCAGAUGGUCAACCCACGGCCGAGUAUGCACACUGACACAACCAAUGUUAGUGCUCCAUCGUGCGAAGAUGAUCUAUGGAGACCAGGCUGGGAGACUAACCGCCUCUCGGGCUCCAUAAUUGACGGAGUUGACGCGGAAGUGGGCAGCGUCACGGUGCACAGCCUGUACGCAGGCGAAGUCUCGCUUGGCGUGGUCGUGAGAUUGGCGGUGCGACUGAGUACCAGUCGACCAGGUUUCUCUGCCUCGGGUCUGGGAUUGGAUGAUCACCGGUCACGGCCGGGUUCUACACAGGACUAUUGGGCGCAUGCAGCAGCUGGACCUGAAGUUCUGGCCUUGCAAUCCUCGCCGCCGUCAUCGGCUCCCCCCUCCCACUAUCCCUCGGUGAAGGUGCUGCUUCAUAUGCACGCGGAAGACUCGCCUAUCAUGGAAGGCAAACCCAGGGCUGAGAGAGUUCUUGUCGGCAACACGAUGUGCCGCGCCCUGAUUGGCGCCCAGCUCUAG
Messenger RNA from Penicillium lagena, 507 nucleotides. RefSeq lists its product as uncharacterized. The transcript is spliced from 3 exons. Lineage: Eukaryota; Fungi; Ascomycota; Eurotiomycetes; Eurotiales; Aspergillaceae. The record is from RefSeq and is a predicted model, not a curated record. The coding region runs from base 1 to 507 and encodes 168 amino acids.